GGAAAAGGGAAAAUCAUCGGAAAUAAAGGCGAAAGUGGUCUCGGUGAAGGACGAACAGGAGGUCGCGGGUGCGGCGAACAUCAAGCGAAAACAGCACGAACUUAGCACGGCGGCGGGUACGAGGACCUCGUUCAAAAAUCCAUCCCAGCAGCAGUUGAAGAAAGCGGUAGAUCAG
Amoebophrya sp. A120 is the source of this 175-nucleotide messenger RNA. The record is from the annotation of a GenBank genome assembly. NCBI's taxonomy places the organism in Eukaryota, Dinophyceae, Syndiniales, Amoebophryaceae.